AGAUUUCGUUUCUUCGUCCUUUCAUUUUUCUCUCGUUAUCUCAGAUCUAGAAAAAGGCAGCAUCAAUUUCAGCGAACAUGGCGGGCAAGGGAGGGAAAGGGCUUGUAGCUGCAAAGACGAUGGCUGGUAACAAGGACAAAGACAAGGACAAGAAGAAACCCAUAUCUCGCUCUGCUCGUGCUGGUAUUCAGUUUCCAGUGGGCCGUAUUCAUAGGCAACUCAAGACUAGAGUUUCUGCACAUGGAAGAGUUGGUGCCACUGCUGCUGUUUACACGGCUUCGAUUCUUGAGUACCUAACUGCAGAAGUUCUUGAGUUAGCUGGAAACGCGAGCAAAGAUCUGAAAGUGAAGAGGAUAACUCCAAGGCACUUGCAGUUGGCUAUCAGAGGAGAUGAGGAGCUUGACACGCUCAUCAAAGGAACCAUUGCUGGAGGAGGUGUGAUCCCUCACAUCCACAAGUCUCUCAUCAACAAAACCACCAAGGAGUGAUCUGUUUCUUAAACCAUUGAGGUUCUGUGAUUUGCUAUAGUUAGUUGUUUAUGAUGUUUGUGUUUGUUUAGUGUCGGACUGCUUUUCCUUUUCUUAUUAGUUCCUUGAUAAAUGUUGCUCUCUCCUGGACAUCCUCAGGUGUACAUGAGUUAAUUUGAACUCUUAGGCUUCUCGUUUGAGCAAAUGUUAAAUCAGGAAAUGUUAAUUGGGUUGUAUUGAAGUUCCAUGCUCUUGUGAUUUGCUUCUGUCAAGUGACAAGUAAACCAUUUUCAGUGAUUUAUUGACCGAGGAGAUC
Messenger RNA from Eutrema salsugineum, 783 nucleotides. RefSeq names its product histone H2A variant 1. The record is from RefSeq and is a predicted model, not a curated record. Gene Ontology annotation, molecular function: DNA binding; protein heterodimerization activity; structural constituent of chromatin. Gene Ontology annotation, cellular component: nucleosome. Bases 78 to 488 code for a protein of 136 amino acids. NCBI's taxonomy places the organism in Eukaryota, Viridiplantae, Streptophyta, Magnoliopsida, Brassicales, Brassicaceae. The transcript has 4 exons.